Molecule: messenger RNA, 1476 nt
Organism: Perkinsus marinus ATCC 50983
Lineage: Eukaryota; Perkinsozoa; Perkinsida; Perkinsidae
Exons: 1
Coding region: 1-1476 (491 amino acids)
Source: RefSeq, a predicted model, not a curated record
AUGUCCAGCGAUCUGCAGCGAGUGAAACUGUGUUUAAGUCUAGUGUGUGGCGCUCUGAGGCGAACAGCACUGGCAGUUGAUGUUGCUGAUAAACUCGGUAAGUACUUGAACCAGAUCGAUACUCAGACUCAUCAUAUCAACGGAGACUUCCUUAAUACACUUUCGAGUCGAAUCGAUGCAAUGGAAGCUCUGUUCGAUGGUGGUGCUCUUGAGGAGUUCGCCGUAGAGAGUCGGCAAUGUGUGGAGCACGAAGAGAUGCAAAAAGUGAAGCUGUCACUGGGUCUGAUAUGUGGAACACUCAGACGCUUGGCCUCAGCUCAAGGGGUUCUAGGGAAAGUAGAAAAGUAUAUCGCACAAAUUGAUAAACAUACCAGUAGCAUACACGGUGAUGUACUCACGGUGCUUCAUCACCGAGUAUUGGCUCAAGAAGGGAGAAUCAUUCACAAGCUGAAAAAGGACCAAGGCGAGGUGGUGACUGAAAGCGGGCUAACAUCUUCCCGCAGGGACGAUCUAGAGGACCUCCAGAAAGCGAAGCUGUGCCUUGGUCUCGUCUGCGCUACUCUGAGGAGAGUCGCAAGCUCAUCAGAGGUGCUCCCGAAAGUCGAGAAAUUUAUAAAAGAAAUCGACUCGCAGACCAGUGGCAUCAAUGGUGAUUAUCUUAACACCUUGUGGGCUCGGCUUGAUCGUAUUGAUGAACACAUUCAAGUCAUGGAUGCUCCAGAGAGAGAGCGGAGCCGUCAAGCUGUCUUGAAGGCUAGAAAAGCACCCAUCCCUAAGACAGGUGGAAGUGCAGACGAUCUCCAGAAAGUGAAGCUUUGCCUUGGCCUCCUCUGCGCGGUGAAUCGUAAGACCUCUCUAGCGGCAGGAAUCGGCGAGAAUUUGAAAAAACACUUAAUACAGAUCGAUCAACAGACCAGCGGCAUAAACGGAGACGUCUUGAAUGCAUUACUUGGACGAAUACAGGCAUUAGAGCAUAGGAUGGAUGUUCGAGAUGAGGAGCUCGGGACCAGAGACGAGUCCGGCUCUGCCUCUCCUGAACAUGAUGUCAUUUCCCGGAUGGAGCAAAUCGAGGAUGCUGUGGCUGGUCUAGAGAAUAGACUCAACGCUAUCGGCUCGUCAAUGAGAGGGUUCCACCGUAAAUGGUCCUCUGCACAGCUUGGCGGGCAGGGCCCGGAGGGACUGGUCGAUCAGAAGACUCUGCAACGGCGUCUCAUCAUCGUUGAAGCGAAGCUUGAGGGAGUUGAAAGUGCCAGAGCCAGAGCUGGUGACAUUCAAGCCAGGAUGCUCCAACUUGAAACUAAAAAUGACGAGUUAACUCGCCUAGUUGAGUCGAUGAAUAUUCGUGGCGGGAAGAAGCCUAGCUCGAACAGAGAGAGGAAUGACGACCUGCUCGCAAAUAUAAUUAAUGACGUACGGUUAGCUCCAUCGGUGAGAACCACCCAGGGAAACAUGGGAGUUUCUGACUUUUCUCAAUAG